Trichoderma asperellum CBS 433.97 is the source of this 1055-nucleotide messenger RNA. RefSeq lists its product as uncharacterized. NCBI's taxonomy places the organism in Eukaryota, Fungi, Ascomycota, Sordariomycetes, Hypocreales, Hypocreaceae. The record is from RefSeq and is a predicted model, not a curated record.
CUGCUCCCCAAAGCCACGAUGAACCAGUUGAAGCUCUUCAGCCUCAGCUGUCGCAAGGCGCAUAUAAAAGAAAGGGCAGCCGGCCACAACAAAAUGUCUUUCAAUGUUUAUUGCAGGCAGCAGCAGCUGACAAUGCGUUAUAAUAAACAACGACCUAUCGCCAGCAAAACGCAAUGCCUCGACUAUUUCAGAUUGUGAGACCCGCCUUCAAGCGCUCCUACCAGAUAAUACCCGAUGGCGAGCAGCCUCUCUACAAGGUCAAGAACCGGCCGUUGCCCGGGAACCGCCCGGAUCUCGCGCUGCACAGCGGGCCUGACCUGGCCACGCCUAUUCUGGCUACGUGCUACAUGCCCAAGUUCUCGCGGCACUGCAAGAUUGGAUUCGGCGAUCCCACAAGCGGCGAGCCCAUUAUCUGGGAAGACUUUUUCAAGCCCAAGAAGAGCAGCUGUGAGCGUAACAUCUCCGUCUCCUUCUCGAGCGACGAUAUCGUCUCCGAGACAGGCAAAGGCGAGCGUGAGCAGUUCACCUGGAAACGCACCAAUCAUGUUUGCGUGCCCGGCAAGAAGUUCCACAAAGCCAGUAAGCGGAAUAGAAAGCUCAUCGACGAGCGCGGCGAGCUUGUCGCUAUAUUCACAUACGAUACCAAGAUUGGAGUUGAGGGAUGGCUGCAGAUCAACGUUGACCGAGGCCGCGACUUUGAUGCGCUAGUCAUGAUUACGGCGUUGGCGAUAUGUGAAAAAAUACGACGGCAAUAGCCAGCCUGUGCAAGGAUUAGUAAUGACAGGUAGCGAUGAUACCCUAGUUUCGAUGGUUUUGCUGGAGUUUUCACUUUCUUUCCUAUCUAGGCAGAUUGGCAAAUAAUACUAUACAUCUAUUCCUGUUGCAGUGUUGGGUGUCUACAUCAAGCGCGGUUGUGUUUCAAACCCUUCGAACCAGCAAGAGGCACACUUGGAUUUGUUUCGUUUCUUCUCUGAAGCCCACUCUCUAAACACUUAGUCUACACCAUAUGCUAAUAGUACUACUAACAUUUUUAACCUUCAAUAUUUGCACUCUUC